AUGGGACUGCGGUCCUUGCGUGUUGUCAAUCAGCUCCUACACUGCUGGAGAUCUGCAUUAACAUCAGAGGAGCAUGUUCAGCUGAUGGACUAUCAAAACACAGAGACUGGUCCUGCAGAGAACGGACCCUCUCCCCAGCUGAACAUCGCUCCUGACCUUGACGGGUGUGCAGACCCCCUCCUGGAGUGCUGGGGCAAAGGGGAGAUGGACUUUGGACUAUGUAACAGUGUAAGAGGGAAAUCCUGUGCUGAUUUGUCUUCAGCUCUCUGUACAAAUCCAUCACACAUCAGAGAGCUGGAUCUGAGUGAGUGUGAACUGGGAGACUCAGGAGUGGAGAAGCUCUGUGAUCUACUGAAGAAACACGAGUGUAAACUGGAGAAACUGCGGUUAUAUAACUGCAGAAUAACAGAUAGAGGCUGUGCUGCUCUGACUGAGGCUCUGAAGAUAAACUCACAUCUGAAAGAGCUGAAUCUGAGAGGGAAUAAACUGGAAAAUUCAGUCAGAGAUCUGGAGGAGAUACUGAAGCGUUCAGGAGGAGAGCUAAUAUAUUAAUAAAUCCACACGCUGAUCCAUUUCUUCACUGGUGAUAACUGACCUGAUAAACAGCUCUCUCUGGAAGCUGAGUUCUCUGUACACUAGAAGGAACAAAGACACAGAACAGAGAGGAAGCAGUGUGUACAGUAAUGUAUGGAGCAGUGUGUACAGGAAUGUAGGGAGCAGUGUGUACAGUAAUGUAAGGAGCAGUGUGUACAGUAAUGUAUGGAGCAGUGUGUACAGUAA
Messenger RNA from Hemibagrus wyckioides, 780 nucleotides. Its product is annotated as ribonuclease inhibitor-like. Lineage: Eukaryota; Metazoa; Chordata; Actinopteri; Siluriformes; Bagridae. Bases 1 to 552 code for a protein of 183 amino acids. The transcript is spliced from 4 exons. The record is from RefSeq and is a predicted model, not a curated record. Gene Ontology annotation, molecular function: protein binding.